UUGAUGUUGUUCGGUCAUGGAAUGGGGUAAUGGAAACUGGUGGCUAAUCUGUCAUGAAACUGACACGGAAAGACCACGUUCGUGCAAGCAUGCAAUCAAAACAACAUACAGUAUAACAAGACAAAAUGUUUUGCUUCGAACAUAAUCAUUGUCAAUUUCGACCUGUACUUUUAGCGUAUGAAAACAGUACUAUUUAGACGUUCAAUGAAACAGCAGGUUGACAAUAUCUACAAAUCUAGGUUAUUUCAGGGUACACGUUACAAAUAAGAUUAUGUUUUCUUCCUGUGCAAUAAUAAACCGAAGAGCUUAUGUUAAUGACAGCAAAAGUUAUGUGAUGAGUUACAUCUAUGUUUCUGAAAGUGUGAACAUAUUAACUUUCAAGGUAUCACAGGGUCGGAAUAUAUAUUGAACUACCCUUGUAGGCCUAGUCUACUGCUGUAUGUUUUAGACUGUAGGGAAUCAAGCAUUCUUAACUUGAUAACCAAUGUUGAGGAUGUACAAACUGUAGCAAAUGAUUACUUUUAAUUGAAAUUUCAUGCAUCAUGAGUUAAAGUAGAGUUUCUUUCAUCCUUGUAAGCUCAGCCAAUAAUAGUUUAUUUGUUAAGGCUAAAAUGUUAUGAGAAUAAUUAUAGCAUAGGUGUUCUUCCAAGCAGACAUAUAAAAUGUUUGCACUGACUGAAAGGGAGAACUUUGGAAUUCUUUUCUAUUUCCAAUGAACCUGUGAUAUUUAAUUUAUAUUUUAUACAAUAACUAUGUACCAGUACAAUAGCAAGUCUUAUACUCAGAGGAAUCACAGAUUUUCUGUCCCAAGUGAAUGAAUAAUAUCCCUGAUAUUGAAGGCACCUACAAAGACACCACACACACUGAACAAUUCUUACACUUAUGAGUGUUAAGUAUCCGUGUGAAACUAGAUUUAUCUAAUGGAGUGACAUUGCAUGUUGUAUUGGAAGUGGUGAGACUAUCGAAAACAAUCCUCUGAAGAUGUAUCCGUCACGACAAGACACAGAAUAUGAAUUUGACUUGAACCCCUAUGAAAGUUUCAUGAAGAGGCACCUCCAGCACUACGGCUACUAUACAGGUCGCAACCAAAGCUAUCGCAAUGCCUUCCAGUCGUACCAGGAGUGGGACAAGACAUAUGACUACACCAUCAGCAGCGACUCUGACGAUGACACUGAUGACACGGAUGAUCAGAAAGAUGCUCAAGACAACAAACUUCAGGAGGAACUGUUGCGAACCACUCAGCUGGUGUACAGUUAUGAAGCUGGGAGAAUGGUACCCAAACUACGAGAACCUCGUAAUCUAUAUGCCCUGGCAAAGGAACCUGGCCCACAACAAGCCGCAAGAUGGCCCGCUGACCUUCAGGUCCAGGACAACAAGGUGAAACACAUACGCUAUGUGCCAACAGACCCAGAGACCUUCUACAAACAGACUGGCCUAGAGAAGACGCCGAUGGUGCGAGGUGAAGAUGGUGGUGGCAAAGUCGUCUACAAUUAUGAUCCAAAGAAUUCUUUUUUUGUGCGGUCCCGUGUCGGGGGGUCAAGGACAGGCUGUGAGCAGGUCGGCUAUAUCCCCAAGUCUAAAGAGGACACCACCCUCGUUUUUGAGUCUCGGUUUGAGAGUGGGAACCUGGCAAAAGCUGUGCAAGUUGGGGAAUAUGAUUACGAGCUGUGGCUGCGCUAUGACCUGUACACCAACAAACACACCCAGUGGUACUACUUCCGAGUCUCCAAUACUCGAGCCAACGUCAAGUACAGGUUCACCAUCGUCAACUUCAUGAAGCCUGACAGUUUGUACAACUACGGUAUGAAGCCCCUGAUGUACAGUGAGAAGGAUGCACUGCAGAGGAAGGUGGGAUGGGUACGAUCUGGCAUGGACAUCAAGUAUUACAGGAACAACCUCAGAUAUGACACUUCAAGAGGGGACCGGCCAUUCUACUCCCAGACAUGGGUUGUUCAAAUGAAUCACAACCAUGACACUGUGUACUUCUCCCACUGUUACCCCUACACCUACACUGACCUACAGGGCUAUCUACUGGAGGUGAGUAACGAUCCCAUCAAGUCCCGAAUCUGUAAACAACGGGUCCUGUGUCGGACCCUGGCCGGAAACCUUGUGUAUGUCCUCACCAUCACAUCACCCUCACAAAACCCAGAAGACAUCAAGCACAAGAAAGCAGUGGUUGUGACAUCUCGGGUACAUCCAGGAGAAAGUAACUCUAGCUGGAUGAUGAAGGGCUUCCUCGAUUAUCUCACUGGCAACUCUGCUGAUGCCAAGCUGUUGCGUGAUACAUUCAUCUUCAAGAUAGUGCCAAUGUUGAACCCUGAUGGUGUGAUAGUGGGCAACUAUCGCUGUUCCUUGGCUGGGAGGGACCUCAACCGUAACUACAAGACGGUGCUCAAAGACUCCUACCCCUCUGUGUGGCACACCAAGAACAUGAUCAGAAGGUUGCUGCAAGAAAGGGAGAUAAUCGUGUACUGUGAUCUUCACGGACACAGCAGGAAGCAGAACGUCUUCAUCUAUGGCUGUGAGAACCGACACAACCCGGGUCGCAGACUCCGGGAGAGGAUAUUCCCCUGCAUGCUCAGCAAGAACGCUCCAGACAAGUUCAGUUUCAACUGCUGCAAGUUCAAGGUCCAGAAGAGCAAGGAGGGGACGGGGAGGAUUGUGAUGUGGAACAUGGGCAUCAUGAAUAGCUACACACUCGAGGCAACAUUUGCUGGCUCUACAAUGGGCAAGAAGAAAGGCUUCCAUUUCACCAUGGCUGACUAUGAGUCUAUGGGCUACCAUUUCUGUGAUACUCUGCUGGACUUCUGUGAUCCUGACAAUACCAAAUGUGGCAACAUUCUUCUUGACUUGGAGGAGAGACUGAGAUUGGAGAUCAUGACAAAGAUGGAGAAGGAGGGACUCGCUCCUGGAGAUGUGGAUCUCUCAGACUUCUCCUCGGACAUGGAAUCAAGUGAUGGUGGUUCCGACAGUUCUGUGUCCGAUGGCCCUCCUGUACACCUCCAGUUUGCUGCAGCCAGAAUGAAGAAAGAGCUAGAAGCAGUAAGUCGCGGGAAGUCCCAUCACUUUCACCUGCCCAAGUGUGGCAACAGUGGGCGUGGCCUCUGCAGUUGUUUCAAUCACACCGCGGUGCCCAAAAAGAAGAAGAAGCUGAAGUCGAGGAAGGAGAGAGACAAACAGCUUGAUAAGGAGCCUCCCAAACCUGAGAAACCAAUAACUGAACCCCCAGAGAAGAAGCCUGUCAGCAGCCAUCCUCACGGAAAACAGGACAAGAAGCAUAGAGUGUCGAAUCUGUCCACUAACAGAACUAUAUCGCCAGGGCCCACCCAGGCGCUCCGCUACUCUACGUCAUCUAAACGGCCUCGGUCGCAGGACGAACGCACCAGUAAUGGUAUACCAAUAUUUGUACAAGAGCGGUGUGAUGAACGACAACAGAAACGGGCUUUGAGUGCUGCCUCUCGGCAAAGAGGCACCCCUCUCCAGAAUGAGGCCUGGUCUGUGUGUGCACCCAAACUGUAUAAUUUCACAUGUGAGUCUGACUACUUGGAGGCGUUGACGGCAGCGUACCUGAGAAAUGGGAUCCCUCUUCUGAAUGAACCAGUUUCAGCACUAUCCACUAUUUCGAUCGUACCGCCUGUUUUUGUGAAACUGGAUCCCAAGAGAGUUCCUCAUUUCCGCUAUUCUGGCAACAAACACAUCCCCGGCAACCUCCCCUUCAGUCUGGAGGGGCUGUGUCCGCAUCAUGAGCAAACUUUCGCGGCCCAGUACGUUGCACAUCAGUUGCAAGGGACAGGAGCUCACGACGGGGUGAAAAAAGACCUUCGAGGUGGUAAACUUAGGAAAAUCAGGGAUAAGCAACAGCAAGAUAAGGACCUGGCACCUUCAUCUGAACCUCCUUCAGGCAAUUCCUACUUUAAGAUAUGGAAGUUAUUCUCUCGGAGGAGUACAGAUGAGCCUGAGGUGACAGUGGAGGACUAUCUCAAGUCCCGCCAGGGUAACGUGCCCCCGCAGGAUAGGCGGCAGAUGCCACGCCACCUGGUGGAGGUUUCAGCAGCACAACAACGACAGCAGGACAUGCUACAGAAAGUUGACAAGAGUAAUCUCAUCAAACAGCAUCCGAACCCUUUUGAUGAGAAGAACACUGAUGCCAGAAAAGGUGAUCGACCCCGAGCUCGCAUCCCGUCAGCAACGUUUGUCAACUACGACACAUACCAAGAAGACAGAGAGGAUGUAGAUACAGAAGGAUCAUUUGAUCGUGGCAGGAGGAGUGGAUCUCGCCGAGGACAACGGGACAAAAAUGGCCGCAAGAGUAGGAUGGGUAUGCAUGAGGAAGAGGAGUCCCAAGUUCCGCGAGCUCUCAGCACUAAUGAUGUACUAGACCUCACAGCAACCUAUGUGCGUCAACAGCCCCGUGUACAGUCUGCACAUGCCAACGAAGAGAUGAACAACGCCAUGAACAGCAUCCGAGAACUGAAACAGUCCCUGGCAACAACAGCUGGACAGAGCAGUCUCAGCCCCACCACAGGAACCUACAUCCGCAAACUGCUGAAGGAGACGAGUGAGGAGAUGGACAGCCUGACCUCGGAGCUACAGGGAGAUAUAGAGAAAGAAAGAAAGCUAACCAAAGAAAUUCAACAUGAAAGAAUAGAAGGGAAAAGAAAGAACCGAGAUGACCGUCGAUAUCUAGGCAAUGAUGCUGAACAGGGGGAGGUAACUCUUGGACCAAAGUCCAAUUCUGCUCGUAGGAACAAGAAAUCUGAGACGGAAGUAAAGCAACAGAAACUCUACCAGUUGGAGUAUGACAACCACAUGACAGUGGCCUCAGCCCCACAGCUGACGCGUGACGACAGUGGAGCUAGUGCUAGUAGUCGGGAGGAUAGGCCAAGCUCUGAGCAGGCUGCUUCUCGGGGAAGGUCCGCCCGAUCUAAUAGGCAGGUCGUCGAAGCGGUGCCAACGAAAAUCUCCUUGAUGAUAUGUUCUGAUCACCAGGACAUUGACCAGCUGACAAGUGGCCGGCAGUGGUUGCCGAUGUACAAGACAGUACGCCCACCCUAUCUGCGACCUUGCAACGGCAAGAGAAAAUAGCCACUACUCAAACUUUAGAUUAAAAUCAUCAUGUACUGUGAUACCAUUCCCGUUAAGAAGAGAAUAACAGAGAAUAUUGUUUUUUAUCAUGCUGUUUCAAAAAGAGAAUGAUGGAACAUGUAUCAACAGCAUAAGAUUGUCUGAAAGAACAAUGCAUUUUGUUAAGUGUUUUUUUAUUUAUUGAAUUUAUGAAAAAAUUAUGUUUGUAUUUAUGUCUACAUUUCAUUUUCAAUAAUUCAGUUUGAAUAUUAAUUUGAUUUGCUCGAAAGCAAAUUAAUAGUUUUAAGAUGAAAACUUAUGACAGUGGUUUCUGUUUGAUAUAUUCUUUUUGACUAAAAAAGAGCAAUUUACUUAUUAUCCCCCGCCGUGGACUGGAAGGGUGAUAUAGGAAUUGGUGCUGUCCAUCUGUCACAUUUUGUUUCCAGAGCAGAACUCAAAAACCAUGAGAUAUCUUAACCAAACUUGGCAUAUAGAUAGAUCUAGUGGUGAACUUGUGCCUUUUGAUAGUUUGGCAUUUUUUUAAAGCUUAUUUUUCGAGUUUCCAUAGCAACAACUUUGACUUAGACUGACAGUGGCGGUAGUGCUCGUUACCGGAGGGCUAAUGCCUUGCACACAACAAGAUAUGUCAUAUCGGCGGGGGAUAUGAGUGUUCAUGCUUGUUACGAAUAUUAUACAUGACGUAUACAAGUAGGUAUUUUGUUUAUAGAGGUGUGAAUCAUAUCGUAGAUGUUACUGUUAACUUAAAACAAAUAUCUUUGUAAAUAUUGCUUCAUAAUCUUAUAAAGAUCCAUUUCAUUAUUAAAUAGCACCAUUUGUAGCUGAAAAUUAUUCACAAUGCACACUUUAAUAUGUUAAAUGUCCUAAAAUACUCUUGACAAUACAGAAAGGUACAAGGUAAUUUUACUUUCCAAUAGUUAAGAAGUGUACUUACGUGACAUACAGAUAAAAGAUUGUAAUUGUUAGAAAUGAAAAGUGAUACAAAUGGAUACAAAUAUUGAUAGGUAGACAGCAUUAAAAUUGUUGUUUGUCUGUUAACCAUUUCUUGUUGACAAUCAGUAUUUAAUUGUGUACCUAGCAUGCCUAGGAUAACAAUCAUGGUAUCAUCGUCAAAGUUUAAUCUCAAGUGUCUCAGAAGGCAAGGUUGUCUCAUGUCAUAUAGAUUUCAUAAAUACUGCCAAAGGUAAUCAAAACUUGUAGGUUCUCUUCUCACUCCCCUGAAUAUAAAUGCUCAGUAUAUGAAUGGAGUUUUUAAAUAUUAAUAAGGUCAUGAAAUUAAUGAUUAGAUUUUCAUCCAAAUUGAGGCAGAAUCAUUUUGAGUUUUGCACCUGUACACAUGAACUGCUAAUGUAUGUGAUUCACACAGAGCCUGAAUGCUGGGUGGGACUACACAUGUAGGACAUAUUUCCUCAAGUAAAAAUGAGAUGUGUUGCGGGUGGGAUGUAAAUCUGAUCAUUAAUUUAUUAUGGCAUUAAUGUGAAUAUUUUCAUUCCACUGUAAUUUAUUUAUGUACCGGUAUCUGUGAUAUGAGUUGAGUAUUGUUGUCAUAUUCCGUCCCUCCUACGCAACGUGCUCAGUGUCUCCCUUCUCUCAGGAAUAAUACAAGGUCAUACGACUGACAAUUACCAAGAAAGCUGGAUUCACUUGAAAAACAGUUAAGAAGGCCAGAGCAAUUUAACUACUUAUUUUACAAAUCAGACACCCCACCCCACACCCCCAAAAGAAAUCUGGGAAAUAGUCUUGUUGUAAUCUUAUAUUUCAAAAUAAAUGGUUACACUUCAUUGUUAACUUGUUCUCUCCAGCAGUCUCCAAAGACAGCAAUUAUAACAUGCAUGAUGUGGCAAGUUUGCUUUCAGUUGUCUUACAGACAGUCAGACCCAAGAAAAGUCAAACUAUUUCUUUGGUCCCCAGGAGUUUGAGGCAGUGAGGCUUCAACUGUCUCUAUGUUUUUAAAAUCGUUCCUGAAUUGAUUUAGGGACAAAAACCUGUAAAACAAGUAAUUCAGUUGAUCUGGCCUAAUCAGAUGUCUUAAUACCAGGAUUCCGAAAUUGUUAAAACACCUUUUGUUGUGUCUUGAAUGGAGUCUUGUAUUAUGUUGUAACUAUGCACAUUGUAACAUUUGUUCAAUACUGCUGAUAUCUGUACAUACCUGUUACAAUAAAUACUGCUGUAAUUAA
Haliotis rufescens (red abalone) is the source of this 7259-nucleotide messenger RNA. RefSeq names its product cytosolic carboxypeptidase 2-like. Gene Ontology annotation, molecular function: zinc ion binding; metallocarboxypeptidase activity. The transcript has 43 exons. The record is from RefSeq and is a predicted model, not a curated record. Gene Ontology annotation, biological process: proteolysis. Bases 982 to 5085 code for a protein of 1367 amino acids. NCBI's taxonomy places the organism in Eukaryota, Metazoa, Mollusca, Gastropoda, Lepetellida, Haliotidae.